AUGGCAAGGGAUCCGAAAGGCAAAAGACAAGUGUCAAACGAGACAACAGAGCUUGGAAAAGUACUGUAUGUAUGCCAAGAGCAGCUUGUGCUGAAGCUGGUUGCAAAAGACAUCCCUUAUCCGAACUCAAGUGUGCUGGACGGAUCGUCAAAGGUGAUUGGCAAGGUAGAUGAAGUUCUUGGAAGGAUGGACGAUGUGCAUGCGACUGUUAUAUUGAGCGUAGCCAGCGAGACCGACAGAGUUGGGCAGAUGCUGUUUGCAUAUGCUGACAAGUUUAUUGCGAAGCGAAGGUUUGCAGCAAGAAGUGAGGUUGAGAAGAAGAAGGAAGAAAGGGAUACGACAAAGGCCAAGUCAAGAAGAGACGGAAUGGAACGAAGCAGAGAAGCCAAUGCAAGCAGCGAUAAAAGGUUCGGGGGGUGGAAUAGCAAAAAGAAUGAUUUCAGGAACAGCAAUAACAGAAGCAGUAACAAUGCAGGUAGCAGCAAUAACAGAAGCAAUAACAAAAAGUUUGCAAACAACAAGGAUAAGAGACAGUCAAGGCCAAGGUAA
Ordospora pajunii is the source of this 549-nucleotide messenger RNA. RefSeq names its product putative H/ACA ribonucleoprotein. The coding region runs from base 1 to 549 and encodes 182 amino acids. Lineage: Eukaryota; Fungi; Microsporidia; Ordosporidae. Gene Ontology annotation, biological process: pseudouridine synthesis; ribosome biogenesis. The record is from RefSeq and is a predicted model, not a curated record. The transcript has a single exon.